UUUUUUCAAUAUUCAGUCUAUCGAAAUUUCGUCACCUGCAGCUGUGCUGCGUUAGCAACAAUCGAUAGAAAACGGGCCAUCUCUAAUCAGCUGUUUGGAUUGUUCGUUGUGUAACUUAACUAAACGCGUUAAAUUUUUGAGCACCAAGAUGUCCGCAUCCGCUGCCCGAGGCUCCACAUCGCUGCUGAAGCGCGCCUGGAACGAGAUUCCGGACAUCGUCGGCGGAUCCGCCUUGGCCAUCGCCGGAAUCGUUAUGGCCACCAUCGGAGUGGCCAACUACUAUGCCAACGACGGCGACAACCGCCGCUACAAGCUCGGCUACGUUGUCUACCGCCACGACGAUCCGCGUGCCCAGAAAGUACGCAACGACGAGGAUGACUAAAGAGGAUUUCGACCCUUCGGAAAAUCCUGUCGGCUCUCAUCUUUGAUUUUUUUUGUUUACUCUAAAGCUAAGUAAAACAAACAUCUAAAUGUACUGAA
This is a messenger RNA of Drosophila erecta, 480 nucleotides long. RefSeq lists its product as uncharacterized. The coding region runs from base 149 to 382 and encodes 77 amino acids. The record is from RefSeq and is a predicted model, not a curated record. The transcript has 2 exons. Lineage: Eukaryota; Metazoa; Arthropoda; Insecta; Diptera; Drosophilidae.